AUGCUGAACGCCGAGUGCCUUCGUUGCAUUAUUUUCUUCUCUUCUUUUCUUCUCUCCCUAGUCCUUUUCCAAAUACUCCUGCUAGUAGGUCUCCUAAGCGCAAAGAGGUUUCCAUGUUUCCCUGAAUAUUGCCUGCAUGACAAAGACUAUGAGGAACUGCUGAAGAUCGUCAAAGAUGGGUUAGAACCUGCAACUCAUCCAGCAAAUGUAGUCAUCGUCGGUGCAGGAAUAAGCGGACUUACAGCAGCGAAGUUGCUCCGAGAUGCCGGCCACACAGUUACCAUUCUGGAAGCAAGCAAUCAGGUCGGUGGGCGGAUCAGGACAUACCGACCAGAGGGACAGGACUGGUAUGUGGAGCUGGGAGCCAUGCGCCUGCCAAGCAAGCACAGGCUCGUCCGUGAAUUCAUUAAGCAGUUUGACCUGAAGCUAAACCCAUUCAUCCAGACAGACAACAACGCCUGGUACUUUGUGAAUGGCACUCGGGCAAGAGCUGAGGAAGUUAACAGAAACCCCGACAUCUUCAACUACCCAGUGAAACCAUCAGAGAGAGGCAAGAGUGCCAGCCAGCUUUAUAGAGAAGCACUAAAAAAGGCUUUCAAGACAUUCCAGACUACAGUCUGCAAGAACUAUCUAGCUAAACAUGACUCCUUCUCCACCAAGGAGUAUUUGAUUAAAGUAGGAAAUCUAAGCCGAGGAGCAGUGCAGAUGAUCGGUGACUUGUUGAACGAAGACUCUGGAUUUUACCUGUCCUUUCUUGCCUCACUCUGGGAUUUUGAUACCUUCUCUAACGAGCGUUUUGAUGAAAUCACAGGGGGAUUUGACCAACUGCCCAAAGCCUUCCACAAAGCAUUGCCCAAUGUCAUUCAGUUCAAUUGCACGGUGGAGAAAAUCAUAACCAAAGGAAACAAAGUCCAUGUGUUUUAUCGUGCUCCAGACACCCUGGCACCAUCCAUCAUAACUGCAGAUUACGUCCUUGUCACGUCCACCGCCAAAGCCACCAGGCACAUCCAAUUCUUACCACCCCUUUCUCCUUCAAAGGCCCACGCCCUGCGCUCCAUCCACUAUGGAAGUGCCUCCAAAAUAGCCUUGGCUUGCACAGAGAAGUUCUGGGAGAAGGACGGCAUCAGAGGAGGACAGUCCGUUACUGACCGCCCUUCCCGGUUUAUCUACUACCCCAGCCACAACUUCUCCAGCGGGGUGGGCGUCAUCCUGGCUUCCUACACCUGGAACGAUGAUUCUGAGUUUUUCCUGCCCCUCACAGAUGAGAAGUGCCUGGAUGUGGUCCUCCAAGACCUGUCAGAUAUCCACCAAGUGAGCAAGGAGUACCUGCAGUACACUUGUGACCAGUACGUGAUACAGAAGUGGCAGCUGGACAAACACUCCCUGGGGGCAUUUGCUGCCUUCACCCCUUACCAGUUUGUUGACUACUCACAGGCUCUCUUCGAGCACGAGGGCAGGGUGCAUUUUGCAGGGGAACAUGCAGCUCAGCCUCACGCCUGGAUCGACACUGCCAUGAAAUCGGCCGUCAGGGCUGCAAGCAACAUCCACCAUGACAGCGGUGAAGUCCAGAUGCUGAAUGAUGGGGGGGAGCAGGAGGAGAUGGGGAGUUUCUUCCCGAAGGAAGAUCUCUGA
Messenger RNA from Grus americana (Whooping crane), 1632 nucleotides. It is a transcript of the gene IL4I1, whose product is annotated as interleukin 4 induced 1. The coding region runs from base 1 to 1632 and encodes 543 amino acids. The transcript has 6 exons. The record is from RefSeq and is a predicted model, not a curated record. Gene Ontology annotation, biological process: amino acid catabolic process. Gene Ontology annotation, molecular function: polyamine oxidase activity; L-amino-acid oxidase activity. NCBI's taxonomy places the organism in Eukaryota, Metazoa, Chordata, Aves, Gruiformes, Gruidae.